This is a messenger RNA of Klebsormidium nitens, 1955 nucleotides long. Lineage: Eukaryota; Viridiplantae; Streptophyta; Klebsormidiophyceae; Klebsormidiales; Klebsormidiaceae. The record is from the annotation of a GenBank genome assembly.
AUGUAUACGUACCCAUACGGCGCCCCCGCGUAUGCCGUGAUGACGACAGCACUUCCACCACAACCGACGCAGCUGCCUGCACAACCACCGGCGGCCCCACCUCCAACGGCUCCGCCCUACCUCUACGCGCAACCGACGGCAGCUCCGACACCCGCGGCGCAAACGGCCUUCCUUCCUCCACCUCCGGCUCCAGCACCCCCCCAGCCUGCCACGUACGCCGUGACGUCAUAUGCGGCGCCACAGGUUCAACCGUACCCCCAGUCAACACCUCCCCCGCAGAACGCCCCGGCCCCGCAGCAGUACGCCCCGACUGCUCCCCAGGCGUAUCAACCAAACGGACCCCCGCCUCACCAGUACCCACCUCCCGGUCAGACACACUCCGCACCCCCACAAACCUUCCAGAACCCUCCGCAACCGAAUCCCCCAAACGGCGGUUACGGUCGGCCGAACAGCCAGUGGGACACGGAACCUCCCCGCUGGAACCCGAAUCCCAACUGGCAAACCGGAAACGUUACAGGACCUCCCAGCGGUACCAACGGACCGCCAAACUGGAACCGGAACACGACUCCCCCCCCAAACGCACGAGUCGAGCUCUACCCAGCCCGAGGCCCUGCAAACAACGACUUCCCCCCCCUGCAACCACGACAGGCUUAUCCCCAGCAGUUCGCACCCCCACAGAGAAACACAGGCCCACAGUGGAACGGCGACCGGCAGCCCGUCAACGAGACGGCAAGACCCAAACCGGAAGCACCCUCCGGCGGUCCAAUCCGGCACGCCCCCCGUCAGCAGAAUCCACGGAGCAGCGGAACGCGCCCCCCGGUUACUACACCGUACGAGAAACCCGCCGCCAAAGCGACCGUCCUACGGCAGUCGGUGAUGCCCUAUUUCACAACCGUCCAAGGGGAGUUCACGCAGCUAUGUGUCAACACAGCUCAGGAUAAACCCUGCACCGAACCCAAGUGCAAAUUUUCCCACGCCCCCAAGCACGAACGACCAUGCCCUGCCUUCCACACGCCAAAGGAAAAGUGCUCCUUUGACAGCCGGUGCCUACUCGGUCACGCAAAAGCACGUGAGGCGGUUAGGCAAUCCAAAGCCUUCGCACGACACAAGGAAUGGCAGUCUCAGGUUAAAACUACCCCCGGAACGUACGGAGAUAACGAAGUCGCAGAAUCCGGAACCGGAAAGGAAACCCUCCCCAAACCCCGUAACGAACUCGCCCUGGAACCAGCCCCGAACCCGCAAAACAACACCGGAAAUCCGGCAGUUCCGGCGGCUACGGAAAACACUCCUCCAACGGCACCCCAGGGCCCUAACCCACCUGAAGGGAUCCCCCCGCCGGCCAACUCAAACCUCGACAAUAACCCAGCGGUUAACUUCCAAACCCUGGCCCAACAAAGCACCAAACGCGGACAGGAAGACGAACUUCUCCGCCUUUCCCUCCUAACCCAGGCGCUCCAAGCAGACGUCACCAACCUCCAAAAGGCCCAGGACUCCAAGAACGACGAAAUGCGGACGCUCCAGACGGCCAUGGGCUCCAUCCAGGCGGAGAACACCACUCUCCGUCAAGAGAACGAAAGGCUUUCCGCUCUGAUUGCCAAGACUGCCAAGGCAGACGGUGUAGCCACGCGCCGCAACAAGAAAUCCCCCCAGGACACCUCCGCCGGCGGCAACUCAGCCGCUCUCGCGGGCGCAUCGGGUGCGAACAGCGCGGCGCACGCGCCCGGCAACGCCGCGGCCGCCUCACCACCGCAUGACGUCAGCACGCCCGGCGUACGCAAAAGACUGACCAAGUGCUUCUCUUCCCCCCCAGGGGAAUUCAUGUUGAGGGGGACUGGUGCCAUGCAGAUCUUGGAAGAGGAGGUCAUGGAGGCGCCCUUCAAAGAGGCCGCUGCCGUGAUCUCCAUUGGGACCGUAGACCUCUUCCCAGGAACCUGGGCGUCAUGCUGUGCGACCAG